ACCCAGCCAUGGACAGCUCCCUGCACGCCACGCUCGGCCUUCUGCUCGGCUGCUGCCUGUGGGGCGCAUGGGGCCAGACCAAGAUCCACGUUAGCAAUGGGGGGAUAUGGGGCACGUGGGGCGCAGAACAGUCCUGCCCCGGCAACAGCUUCGCCGUUGGGUUCUCCCUGAAGGUGGAGCUGCCCCAGCUCGCCGGGGAAGACACGGCGCUGAACGGGAUCCGGCUGCUCUGCUCCGACAGCAGCACCAUCCAGUCCAAAGUGGGGCCGUGGGGCUGGUGGGGCCUAGUGAUGAAAUGUCCCUCGGGGCAGCGGCUGACCCAGUUCCGGCUGCGGGUGGAGCCCUGCCGGGGCCUCAAGGACAACAUGGCCGCCAAGAACAUUGAGUUUGUCUGCACGGGCGGGGUGAAGCUGAGGGGGGACGGGCUGUGCCGGGGCAAGUGGGGCCCCCAGAGCCGCUCCUGCGGCCCGCGGGGCAUCUGCACCAUUGCCACCAAGGUGGAGGCCCCCCAGGGCAAAGGGGACGACACAGCCCUGAACGAUGUCUACUUCAGAUGCUGCAGGCCUGAAACCCUGACCCCCACCACAACCCUGCCCCCUACCACCACAACCCAGUCCCCCACCUCUACGCAGCCCCCCACCUCCACAACCCAGUCCAACGUGGGGCCGUGGGGCUCGUGGGGCCCAGUGAAGAAAGGUCUCUCGGGGCAGCGGCUGACCCAGUUCCGGCUGCGGGAGGAGCCCUGCCGGCGCCUCAAGGAUGACACAGCUGCCAACAACAUCGAGUUCGCCUGCACGGGCGGGGCGGAGCUGAGGGGGGAUGGGCGGAGCUGA
Molecule: messenger RNA, 833 nt
Organism: Chrysemys picta bellii (western painted turtle)
Lineage: Eukaryota; Metazoa; Chordata; Testudines; Emydidae
Product: vitelline membrane outer layer protein 1-like
Source: RefSeq, a predicted model, not a curated record